ACGGAGGGGUGAGAGCUCGUAUGUUUCCUGCUCCGCCUUCUUCUGCCUGAUUACACAUUUUCUUGGUGUUUGUUGGUGAAAUGCAGUUUUGAGCAAGAAGGGAAAACUUGCCUUUGACAAAACCUUGCUGCGGACUUUUCAUGUUUGGGAGUAGAAUUGCUAUCCUGCAGAUUUCUUCAUCCUGAGAGGGCAUUUGGACAUUAUUGGAGUCUGCCAUGUCUUCUUACACAGUGACUAUUGCCACAGGAAAUAUGUGGUUCGCAGGGACAGAUGACUAUAUCUACAUUACACUGGUGGGCACAGAGCAAUGCAGCGAGAGAACGCUGUUGGACAAACCUCUGUACAAUGACUUUGAGAGGGGGGCGGUGGACUCCUAUGACGUGAGAGUUGGGGAGGACCUGGGUGAGAUUGUGUUGGUGAAGAUCGAGAAGAAGAAGUACUGGAUGCACGAUGACUGGUACUGCAGGUACAUCACAGUCAAGACCCCAUCUGGAGACUAUGUGGAGUUCCCCUGCUUCCGCUGGCUGGUGGAUGACAAGGAAGUGGUGUUGCGAGAUGGACGAGCAUAUCUGCCUCAGGAUGACAAGACCAGUGUGGUCAAACAGCACCGACAAAAAGAGCUGGAUUUGAGGAGAAAAACCUACAGAUGGAGGGAAUGGCAGCCAGGCUUUCCUAUGAGCAUAGAUGCUAACAGACACAAGGAUUUGCCACGGGACAUCCAGUUUGACAGUGAGAAAGGAGUGGACUUUGUCCUGAACUACAGUAAGGCAAUAGAGAACCUGUUUGUGAACCAGUUCAUGCACAUGUUCCAGUCUUCCUGGAGUGACUUUGCUGACUUUGAGAGGAUUUUUGUGAGAAUCAAAAACACAAUCUCAGAGUAUGUGAUGCAACACUGGAGGGAGGACUUCAUGUUUGGAUACCAAUUUCUAAAUGGCUGCAACCCCGUAAUGAUCCAAAAAUGCACCAAACUUCCUGACAAGUUUCCUGUCACUCAUGAGAUGGUUUCUGUCAGCCUGGAGAGGGAGCUGACUCUGGAGGAGGAAAUAGAGGCAGGUAACAUCUACAUAGUAGACUACGAUGUGCUGGAGGGCAUCACUGCUAAUUGCACAGACCCUUGCACGCUGCAGUACCUGGCAGCUCCCAUUUGUCUGCUCUACAAGAACGCUCAGAACAAGAUCCUGCCCAUAGCCAUACAGCUUGGCCAGACUCCUGGUAAGAACACCCCAAUCUUCCUGCCCACUGAUGGUCAGUAUGACUGGCUGCUGGCUAAGAUCUGGGUGCGCUCGGCUGAUUUCCAGUACCACCAGACCAUCACACACCUGCUCAGGACACAUCUGAUGACAGAGGUGUUUGCGAUCGCCAUGUACAGGCAGCUCCCUGCUGUUCACCCUGUGUAUAAGCUGCUUAUCCCACACAUUCGUUUUACCAUUGCCAUCAACACCAAGGCCAGAGAGCAGCUCAUCUGUGAAUGUGGCAUCUUUGACAAGGCAAACGCAACAGGUGGAGGUGGUCACGUCCAGCUGGUGCAGAAGGCCAUGAAGUCUCUGACCUUCAGGUCUCUGUGCUUCCCUGACAUGAUCAAGUCCCAUGGCAUGGACAGCAAGGAGGAGCUGCCCACCUACUUCUACAGAGAUGAUGGCUACAGGGUAUGGGAGGCCACAAAGAGUUUCGUGUCUGAUGUGGUGCAUAUUUAUUACACCAGCGAUGAGAAGGUGCAGGGAGAUGAGGAAAUUCAGGCCUUCAUUAAAGACGUGUGCAGCUUCGGGAUGCAAGACUUCGAUCACUGUGAGUUUCCCAAGUCUGUGAAAUCACGUGAGGAGCUGACAGAGUACCUGACCGUCAUUGUGUUCACUGCCUCGUCUCAGCAUGCAGCUGUCAACUUUGGACAGUAUGACUGGUGUUCCUGGAUCCCCAACGCUCCUUCUACCAUGCGGAGGCCCCCACCCACCCAGAAGGGUGUGACAGAUGUGAACUUGAUCAUCGAGAGCCUCCCUGACCGCGGUCGCUCCAGCUGGCACCUGGGGGCCGUCUGGGCCCUCAGCCAGUACCAGGAGAAUGAGCUGUACCUGGGCAUGUAUCCUGAUGAGCACUUCAUAGAGAAGCCAGUGAAGACGGCCAUGGAGAAGUUCAGGAAGCAGCUGGCAGAGAUAACCCGCGCCAUCAAGAGAAGGAAUGAGGGAAAGAAGCUGCCGUACUACAACAUGUCCCCUGACAAAAUCCCCAACAGUGUCGCUGUUUGAGGAAUAAACGUCAUGAUCAUGUCUCCACUUAAUAUUUUACAUUGAGGUUCUGCUGAUGUUACUGAGCUGUCAAAACAUGCUGUUAGGAAACUCUUGUGUGUGAUUUUGAUAUGACUGUAGAUUUAAAUCCAUGAGUUGACCAAAAACCGAGUUUCCAAACCUCAGCUUUGUUUCUCAGUUGUUUUCUGUCAUUUAUUCGGGUGGAAAUUGGAUUAAAUUUUAUUCCAUGGAGGUGCCAAUUAAAAUGUGUUUUAUAGCUGUAUAGCUCCUUUGUCAGGAGUCAGAGGCUGUCACCCACUGUGGAAAAUAAAAAGUUACAUUGCUAUA
Molecule: messenger RNA, 2567 nt
Organism: Seriola dumerili (greater amberjack)
Lineage: Eukaryota; Metazoa; Chordata; Actinopteri; Carangiformes; Carangidae
Gene: alox5a
Product: arachidonate 5-lipoxygenase
Exons: 14
Coding region: 216-2240 (674 amino acids)
Biological process (GO): lipid oxidation; linoleic acid metabolic process
Cellular component (GO): nuclear envelope
Molecular function (GO): protein binding; iron ion binding; arachidonate 5-lipoxygenase activity
Source: RefSeq, a predicted model, not a curated record